Molecule: messenger RNA, 2127 nt
Organism: Dibothriocephalus latus
Lineage: Eukaryota; Metazoa; Platyhelminthes; Cestoda; Diphyllobothriidea; Diphyllobothriidae
Source: the annotation of a GenBank genome assembly
AUGUCUGCAGAAGACAAAGACAUUUACGCCAGCGAGGACAAAGAUGACAACACGGACGUAGACAGUGAGGCUGAAGACACCAAUGAGUCUAAAGAAGAUUCCGGUGACGUCUUCGAUAUCGGGAAACCCAUGACUGAGUGGACUGGCGACGACUUUCCGAGAAUGAAACCAAAAAAACCCAGGGGUAUAAACGUAGUUUCUCAGGCUUACGCGGACUUUCGACGCAAGAUUUUCGUGAAAAAGAAGCCUGUAAACAAAGACCACGACGACAACGACUAUGACGAGGGCAAAGAAAGCGAUGCAGAGGAAGCAGAGGACGACGACGAGAAAUACGAUAUAGUGAUGAGGGAGGAUGUUUGUUGUGACGGCAGUGGUGGCAUCUUCGGCCUUCUCCUUCUUCUCGUCCUCGAUGUCGCCUACGUGGCCUGGUCUUGCUAUUGCAAAAAGCUGGCAACCGAGGAUGAUAUUCGACUGCUAUGGCUCUCCGUAAUUGUGUGGAUCGUUAUCCUUUGCAAAGUGUUCAGAAGACUGGCCCGCAUAGGCAAACAACGGGGAGGUUGUUGUUCUGCCUUCUAUUCUUGCCGUAAAGCUCUCCACAGGGGCUGGCAUGGCUUCCUCAAUUUGUGCAAAAAACCCUGGGAUGCCUGUUGGAGCCGUGCCAACGGUACCGAAAAAGAAAUUAAAAGGAAGAAGCAUCUGGUACUCAAAUGGAUCGCCAUAAGCCUUAUGCUCGCAUUCGUCAUCCUCUGUCUCAUUUUCUUCGUCAUUUUAAAGGAUGUUCGUAAUCUGGUCUCCCUUUCUGGCAUAGUGUUGUUGCUUUUGAUUAGUAUCUUGAUAUCCUGGCAUCCUGGGAAGAUCAAGUGGCAGCCACCACUGGUCGGCAUCUUCAUCCAACUUCUUUUUGGUGUUCUCACACUGCAGACUAGACCAGGCUAUAUUGCUUUCCAGUGGUUAGGGGACCGAAUGUCUGAAUUCCUAGAAAACAGCAAAGCCGGUUCUGGGUUUGUCUUCGCCGAUUAUCACUGCUUCGCUUUUGACGUCCUUCCCGUGGUGAUCUUCUUCUCAUCAUUCAUAUCUAUCAUGUUUCAUCUGGGCAUCAUUUCUCUUCUGAUAGACAAGCCGUCUGUUUAUGCCCAAAAACUUAUGGGAACAACAGGUCCAGAAACUCUCAAUGCCAUCGCUAAUAUUUUCGUCUCCAUGACGGAAUCCCCACUGAUUACACGACCGUACAUGCAUAUGAUGACCAAUUCCGAACUGCACGCCAUUAUCGUCAACGGUUUUGCCUCUGUUGCGGGCUCCGUGCUUGCCGCAUACAUUGGUUUCGGAGUACCUGCCAACCACUUGCUUAUCGCCUGUGUUAUGUCAGCACCCGCCGCGUUGGCUGUUUCUAAAAUUAUUUAUCCAGAAACCAGACAUGCGCCGCUGGCUUCGUUGAGUAGAAUGGAGUCCAUUAAAAGCCCCUACUCCAAUGCUCUGGAAGCUGCUAUGGUCGGCGCUAUGGAAUCAGUACCUAUCGUCGCUGGUAUUGCAUCGAAUUUGAUAGCCUUUCUAAGUAUCUACAACUUCUUCAAUAACGUCCUCACCUGGUUGGGAUAUCGUGCUUGUAUGGAAAAACCAUUGACCUUCGAGCUGUUGUUUUCGUACAUCCUUUGGCCAAUCGCCUUUACGAUGGGUGUGCCAACAGAGGACUGUCUCAAAGUCGCCGAGUUGAUUGGCGUGAAGUCAAUGCUCAACGAAUUCGUAGCCUUCACCAGAUUAGGGAUAAUUAUCAAAGACAGUGCCAUUUAUAAUGAGUGGAAUGGCAACAGUACCGUACAGUAUUUGGUGAAUGGUUCAGUUCGUCUUACCUUUCCAAACGGAACAUAUCAUAUCAUGGAAUACGGCCAUUUGUAUACCAAUCGAGCUGAAGUUAUUUGCACGUAUGCGCUUUGUGGCUUUGCGAACAUUGGAUCGAUCGGCAUUAUGUUGGGGGCCAUGGUAACCAUGCUGCCGCAUCGUCGUAAGGAGUUGUCAGAAAUGAUUCUGGGUGGAAUGAUCGGCGGAACUAUUGCCUGUUUCCUCACUGGUUGCUUUGCUGGUAAGUUUAAAGACGUUGUAUACCAAUCUUUUCAACUCUCAAUGAGUUAG